CCCUUAUGAUGAAAAACCAAAGAAACAGAAUCUCAAAGGAUUACAAACAUUUAAGGAAAUAAAUCAACAAUAUAUCUAAACUAAUUAAUGAUUUAUUAUCCCAUACGAAUCAAAAUAUUUAUUGAUACUAGUGCAAAAUGAUGUAUAUUAUAAAUAUAUAAUCUCAUUAAUUUGUUCUUCCCCAAACCCUCCCUAGAAACCAAAAACAAAAAUGUCUUCCAAAUCUGUAAAACUUGCAUUCCUCUGCAUCAUCUUCUCCAUCCAAUCCUUGACCCUAAUCAAAGCAGACGAAGCACUAAUCACAAAAUUAUGCUCUUCAACCUCAUCCCCAAAAGUCUGCACCAAUUGUCUCGAAUCAGACCCGAGUAGUAAAACUGCAAAUGAUGUUGGUUUAGUUGACAUUUCCAUGAUUUGUGCUACAAAAGACAUGGACAUCUUAUACCAGGAUUCAUUCAGGUAUCAAGGUAAUACUACUGAUCCUGCAACAAAAGAGGCUCUUAAUCAGUGUUUAGAUCAAUUUGAGGAUGCUAAAACCAAAGUUAAUCAAAUUUCAGAUACAGUUCAUAGCAGAGAUUUCAAUCUUGCACAACAACUUAGUAAUAAAGUCUCACAACAGGUUAUGAGUUGUAAUCAGUUUUUUCAGGCUAAAGGGGUUCCAAUGCCAGAUGUUGUGGCUAAUGACUUGAGUACUGUUUCUGGUGAUUGGAUUAUUGUUAUGGACAUUUUGGGUUCUCUCAAGUCUUGAUACUUUAUGAACUAGCACUUUUAUGUAGUUUGUAAUUUAAAAACGCAAACACAAUAAUAUUUAUUGAUUAAU
Messenger RNA from Spinacia oleracea (spinach), 817 nucleotides. Its product is annotated as pectinesterase inhibitor-like. The record is from RefSeq and is a predicted model, not a curated record. Bases 212 to 745 code for a protein of 177 amino acids. The transcript has a single exon. Gene Ontology annotation, molecular function: enzyme inhibitor activity. NCBI's taxonomy places the organism in Eukaryota, Viridiplantae, Streptophyta, Magnoliopsida, Caryophyllales, Amaranthaceae.